Molecule: messenger RNA, 549 nt
Organism: Arachis duranensis
Lineage: Eukaryota; Viridiplantae; Streptophyta; Magnoliopsida; Fabales; Fabaceae
Exons: 2
Coding region: 1-549 (182 amino acids)
Source: RefSeq, a predicted model, not a curated record
AUGGUGGCCCCUCAGGAAGGAUGGAGAAUUCACAAUCAAAACAAGGAGGAAGAGACCAGCGAGCAUUCUCUCCUGCUUUGUGAAUGGACAAGAGCAGUGUGGUUCGGCUCACAAUCACAAUGUACACCAACAAACCGGAAUGUCAGAUCAGUGGGUGAAUGGCUGCAACAAAUGUACAUAAAUUGUAAAAAAGCCAGCAAAGCAAAAGCGGACCAGAAUUGGAGUAGAAUAUGCAUCACUAUGUGGACAAUUUGGAAGGCAAGGAACAACCACGUAUACAACAGCAUAGAGCUGAAUCCAGAGUCAACAAUCAAUCAUGCAAGGAGGAUAGAACUAGAGUACAACAACCAAACAAAUGAUCAUAGCUACAAAGUUAGGGUGGACAACAGAGGCAGUACAACACCUAUCAAAUGGAGACCUCCUCCUCAAAGCUGGCUCAAGAUAAACUCAGACACUUCAUUCUCCAAGGGGACCAAGUCAGGGUCAACAACUUCAGUGAUCAGAGACCAUAGGGAAAAAAUCCUAGGGGGAUCAGCAACAGAGAUUUAA